UCCACUGUUGCUCCUCAGUCACUGUCAGAUUACAGUGUAAUCCGAGGGGGAGGAUACACAGUCAAGAAACUGAGUGUAUCUUGGAAGGACACUCGGUGUCCAAGCUUCCUUAAUAAACGCUACUUUACGUGCUCCUGUCUGUUUUCUCCUCAGCCGGUCUUCCGUUGCUGUCUCUGUCUGCUCACCGUCUUUCACUUCGUUAGGAUGUUAGCUGGCUAACUAGCAGAGAAAGAGUAAGGUUAACUACCAUUAAAUCGGAUUAUGUGAUAACGGCAGCCUCCCAUAGGACAGUCAUAACCAGGUAUUAAAUUCAGGACCAGCCACCUCCCUUCUUUCUUGGAGUGUUUUUUUUUUUUUAUAUAUAUUUCUACCUGUUUCUUGCUCUUCUGUGCUCUUAAAUGUUAACGUUGAAAAUCUGCUAGCAUUAAUGUUUCUGCAAGCUAGCCUGGCUAUCCGGCAUUCAACCCACAACAAGAGUCAGAGCUCCUCCGCUAGCUUCUCUUAACUAUCUGUUGGAAAGAGAAAUCAUACAAGAAUCCCCCUUCGACAACACCUGAGCACCUGGUGGAUGUGCUAGCUUGUCCUCGGGCUAGCUGGCAAGAAGAAGACUGAAGAUUUUAUUCUUUAAGACCUAAGCUUUCGGACGCAGAGAAGAUGUCAGGAAAGGAUAAAGACAAAGACAAAACGGAGAAACAGUCCACGACAGAGAGGCUGGUAAAAGCCGUGCCAUACCCUCCACAACAUAAGCUGAGUGUCAAAGAGCUGUAUGAAGAUGGAAAGCCCAAUGCUGAGGUGCUCCGCAAUCACCUGGUAAAAGAGGGCAGGUUGGAGGAAGAUGCUGCACUAAAGAUCGUCAAUGAUGGGGCCAACAUUCUCCGCCAAGAGAAGUGCAUGCUGGAAGUGGAGGCACCAAUAACAGUAUGUGGUGAUGUCCACGGCCAAUUCUUUGACCUUAUGAAGUUGUUUGAAGUGGGUGGAUCACCCAGUACCACACGGUAUCUCUUCCUCGGUGACUAUGUAGAUCGAGGGUACUUCAGUAUUGAGUGUGUUCUCUACCUCUGGUCCCUCAAGAUCAACCACCCCACCACACUCUUCUUACUGCGUGGGAACCAUGAGUGCCGGCACCUCACAGAGUAUUUCACCUUUAAACAGGAAUGUAAAAUAAAAUAUUCUGAGCGUGUAUAUGAUGCAUGUAUGGAGGCCUUUGACUGCCUGCCCCUUGCUGCCCUGCUCAACCAACAGUUUUUAUGUGUGCACGGCGGACUCUCACCAGAAAUCAACUGCCUAGACGACAUAAGAAAAUUAGACAGGUUCAAAGAGCCGCCAGCGUUUGGGCCAAUGUGUGACCUGAUCUGGGCUGACCCUGGUGAGGACUAUGGUAGUGAAAAGACCUCUGAACACUUUAACCAUAACUCUGUCAGAGGAUGUUCCUACUUUUUCAGUUACUCAGCAGUUUGUGACUUUUUAGUUAAUAAUAACUUGCUGUCCGUAAUAAGAGCGCAUGAAGCACAGGAUGCAGGGUAUCGGAUGUACAGAAAAAGCCAGACCACAGGCUUCCCCUCAUUAAUCACUAUCUUCUCAGCUCCAAAUUACCUCGAUGUCUACAACAACAAAGCUGCUGUGUUAAAGUAUGAGAACAAUGUGAUGAACAUCCGACAGUUCAACUGCUCGCCACAUCCUUAUUGGCUGCCCAACUUCAUGGACGUCUUCACUUGGUCUUUACCUUUUGUUGGAGAGAAAGUCACAGAGAUGUUGGUGAAUGUACUGAACAUCUGCUCUGAUGAUGAACUCAUGUCAGAGGGAGACGACCAAUAUGAAGGUGGAACCUCAGCAAUGCGCAAGGAGGUGAUCCGGAACAAGAUCCGCGCUGUAGGGAAGAUGGCCCGAGUCUUCUCCGUCCUCAGGGAGGAAAGUGAGAGUGUGUUACAACUGAAAGGCUUAACUCCGACAGGAACUCUCCCUCUGGGUGUGUUGUCAGGGGGGAAGCAGACCUUACAAACUGCUACGGUAGAGGCAGCUAAAGCAAAAGCCAUUCAAGGCUUCUCUCCUACGAGGAAGAUUCGUAACUUUGAGGAGGCUCGAGGUCUCGACAGGAUCAACGAGAGGAUGCCGCCGCGCAAAGACGGCCAGCAGCCAGACGGCACUACAAUCAACUCAAACAGCCCCAACAAGAACGGCACUGAUGGAUAGAAACACCAACAGCCACUUUGAGCCCUUAGCUCCUGAUCGUCUCCUGCCUCUGUCUCUGUCUCUGUCUCUGUCUCUAUCUCUCUCUCUCUCUCUCUCUCUGAAGGAUGAACACUCAGACGCAUCAGCAGGUUUUUAGAAAAGGUCAAAGAGCGCGGGAAAAAGAACAAACCAAACAUUUAAACUAAAUCUAGUUGAAGGAUUGAGAACAUUUUACUGACUGAAGUCAAAUGUAUAUCAUACAUGUAAGUCCUCACAUACACCGGUCAGAUAACAAGGAGAAUAUUACAUUUGAGUUGAGUAGGCGGAGCCCUGGAUAUUAAAAGUUACUUUCAGUUUUUUAUUGUUGUUCAAUGUGUUGAAGAAAUAACUGUCAGAAUAUUUGAAGCACAGAAACUGAAGCAUCAUUUGGAGCUUACUAGAUUCUUUAAGAGAUGAUUGGCUCUGGAGAUUAUACAUACUGUGUGAGUUAUAAGUGAAGUAUGUUUGUGUUAAAGAUACAAAAAUGUUGAAAUCCCAAAAUGCCCCCCGCUGUGAGGAGCAUAUGUGAACGACUAGGUCAGGAGAAUCUCCGGAGAAGUCCUCCUGUAAAUAUCUAGAUAUUAUCCGGAGUGCAGGUGUGAAAACAGCUAUUACACAGCUUGUGAGCUUCUCUCUUCUGUUGAGCCCUGCACAUAUUCACUGACACACUUUUCAUUCUGUACGAAGACAACAGGCUUUAAAAUACCCCCCAAUGACUUGUGUUUCUAAUGAUUGAUGACAUGAUAAUAAUAAUAAUUUAUACUUUAUUGAUCCCGUGAGGGGAAAUUUGUUUUUUACACUCUGUCUAGUGAACAU
Messenger RNA from Labrus bergylta (ballan wrasse), 3024 nucleotides. It is a transcript of the gene ppp3cca, whose product is annotated as protein phosphatase 3, catalytic subunit, gamma isozyme, a. Gene Ontology annotation, cellular component: calcineurin complex; cytoplasm. Gene Ontology annotation, molecular function: calmodulin-dependent protein phosphatase activity; calmodulin binding. Gene Ontology annotation, biological process: calcineurin-mediated signaling. The record is from RefSeq and is a predicted model, not a curated record. NCBI's taxonomy places the organism in Eukaryota, Metazoa, Chordata, Actinopteri, Labriformes, Labridae.